AUGGAAGCUCAUUCACUCACAACCCACAGAUCAAAUCGUCCUCAUUCCCACAAGUGUUGUCACUGUGGCCGUCCUACGUCGAUCAAGAAGUCGUGGACCGACAAGAACCCAGGCCGGUUGUUCAUGGGUUGUGAUCGAUAUCAGGAGGAAGAUGGCUGCAACUUCUUCGAAUGGUACGAUGCAGAAGAAAUCAAGGGAUGGCCGAAAAGAUCUCUGAUAGAAGCUCGUGACGAAAUUAGGAAGAAAAAUCUAGCGAUUAAACGGCUAAACAACACCGUAGCCACGCUUCGCUUAGAGAUCGAGAAUUAUCGUCGUGCGGAGGAAGACCGUCCCAACGAAGUCUACUCUAGCCCCACCAGCCAAAAUGAAGAUGAUAGCGAACCAAGUACAAGCCUUAGCGGAAGAUUUCUCGGUCUUUUUUUUGAAACUUUAGCUCACUAG
Messenger RNA from Raphanus sativus (radish), 441 nucleotides. RefSeq lists its product as uncharacterized. Gene Ontology annotation, molecular function: zinc ion binding. The coding region runs from base 1 to 441 and encodes 146 amino acids. The record is from RefSeq and is a predicted model, not a curated record. Lineage: Eukaryota; Viridiplantae; Streptophyta; Magnoliopsida; Brassicales; Brassicaceae. The transcript is spliced from 2 exons.